ACAAUUACUACUUUUAUUUCAAUGCUAUAAAUUGUAGUCACCUACUCACACUACGUGGCACUUUCAGAAUUACAAGCAUCUUUUUGUGGCCGUCUUUCUCCAUAUGUGAGAUAACAUAGCCCCUGCGACUGUGCAUCGAAUUGUGAACAAGAACUGCAAAAAAUGGAGUCCACUGACACAUCAGUUAAAAAUGAGGAGGAAUGGCUUUUGGGUUCAGAGCUUUGCAGCUUUGUCUGUUUUCCAAUGGCCAUGAAAGCUGCAUUAGAGCUUGAUGUCUUACAAAUCAUAUCAACUGCAGGUCCUGACCUUCAAAUUUCCCCUGCCCAGAUUGUGGCCCAAAUUCCAAAUGUGAAAAAUCCAGAUGCAGCAAUCACUCUAGAUAGGAUUCUCAGAGUCCUGGCAACUCAUUCUCUCCUCAGCUGUUCUGUAACCACAGGCAAGAAUGGCAAGCCAGAGAGGCUCUAUGGUCUUACUCCUCUCUGCAAAUACCUUGUGCCCAACAAGGAUGGCCUGUCCUUAGCACCACUGGCCCUGAUGAACCAGGACAAGGUGUUCAUGGAGACUUGGUAUCAUCUCAAGGAUGCUGUUCUUGAGGGAAGCCAGCCAUUCUUCAAAGCUCAUGGGGUGAAUGCAUUUGAGUACCCUGCAAAGGACCAGAGAUUCAAUAUGAUAUUUAACAGGGCUAUGGCUGAACAUUCUGCCAUGGUGAUGGAGAGGAUUCUAGAUUCUUAUCAAGGCUUCAAGGAUUUGGAGGAGCUGCUGGAUGUGGGAGGUGGAAUUGGGUCUACUCUCAAUCUUAUAGUUUCCAGGCAUCCACAUAUCAAGGGAGUGAAUUUUGACAUGCCCCAUGUUGUAAGAGUUGCCCCUCAUUAUCCAGGUGUGACACACAUUGGUGGAGACAUGUUUGAGAGCAUACCCUGCAGCCAAGCAAUUUUUCUUAAGUGGAUUUUGCAUGAUUGGGGUGAUGAUCAUUGCAUAAGACUUCUAAAAAAUUGUCACAAAGCAUUAUUAGAUAAAGGGAAGCUGAUUGUAGUUGAUACCAUCUUGCCCAUGGGUGUAGAGACCUCUGCCUUUGCUAGAGAAGCAUUUCAUGCAGAUCUUUUAAUGUUGGCAUACAAUCCAAUGGGGAAGGAGAGGACAGAGGAGGAAUUUAAAGACCUUGCAAAAGUAGCAGGAUUUGAAGGAGGUAUCAAGCUUAUUUGUUGUGUUAGUGGAUUAUGGAUCAUUGAGUUUCAUAAAUAACUUUGAGAUAUGAUUAUCAUCUUCUUAGUACUAUAGCAGUGAGCACGUCUUCUAUCAUGGGGGCCAUCAAUGAAUAAUCUACCACUAAGUAUAUUAUGCCCUUCUCUACUAAGGAAGAUAGGUACCAUGUUUAGUUUUUCUUUCAUUUCUUCAUGUUAUGUGCUUUAUUUAGCUUUUAUCUUCUAUAUGAGACUCUACCAAUCUUUUGGU
Molecule: messenger RNA, 1452 nt
Organism: Cryptomeria japonica (Japanese cedar)
Lineage: Eukaryota; Viridiplantae; Streptophyta; Pinopsida; Cupressales; Cupressaceae
Product: caffeic acid 3-O-methyltransferase
Exons: 3
Coding region: 163-1242 (359 amino acids)
Biological process (GO): methylation
Molecular function (GO): S-adenosylmethionine-dependent methyltransferase activity; O-methyltransferase activity; protein dimerization activity
Source: RefSeq, a predicted model, not a curated record